Messenger RNA from Suillus discolor, 763 nucleotides. RefSeq names its product Isochorismatase-like protein. The coding region runs from base 43 to 666 and encodes 207 amino acids. NCBI's taxonomy places the organism in Eukaryota, Fungi, Basidiomycota, Agaricomycetes, Boletales, Suillaceae. The transcript has 6 exons. The record is from RefSeq and is a predicted model, not a curated record.
CAUUUGUUCACUAACGCACAGCUUUCACCUAUCUGUAUCACUAUGCCCACGGUUGCAAAGCUUGUACCAGAGGAGACUGUAUUCUUCCUCUGCGACGUGCAAACACGGUUCAAGAAUGCCAUCUUCGGCUUUGACGAGCUUGUAUUGGCGAUCAGUAAGAUUCUCAAGAUAGCAAAGGUGUUGGAUAUCCCCGUGGUCGUCACGGAACAGAACCCCAAAGCCCUUGGGAAUACCAUCCCCGAUAUCGAUUUACCUUCCCUGGGGCCCCUUCUCCUUGCUACCAUCGAGAAAGGGCUCUUUUCCAUGGCGACGCCGGAAGUGAAGGCCCUACUCCAUGAACGCCCACAGAUAAAAUCUGUGGUGCUUUUUGGCAUCGAGUCACAUGUCUGCGUGUUGCAAUCUGCUCUGGAUUUUAUCGAGGCAGGAUAUAAUGUCCACGUGAUAGCAGAUGGUGUCUCUAGCUGUAAUAAAGAAGAGAUCCCCUUUGCCCUGGCGCGGAUUCGACAGAGUGGUGGAUACAUCACUACAAGCGAGAGUGCAGCCUUUCAACUGCAACGAGAUGCUGGUGCUCCCGGGUUCAAAUCGUUCUCAAACAUCGUCAAGGAAGAGAAGGAUAACACGGUAAGAACGUUGCAGAAGCUGUUACAAUACCGUGCUGUAUUGUAGACUAUAAUUUCCCUGCAGUUGUUUGCCAUGAUUGUGUAUCAAAUCUCCCCACUUGAGAGAGGAGAACUUUACCCAGUCGACGACCAAGACAAGAGUG